AUGCAUCUGGGAUCCAUUUAUUUAAUGGUAGUAUUACUUAUCUAUUUUGCGUAUACAGAUGAUAGAAAAGAGCGGGAAAAUGUUGACGUCAUAAACCCAGAAGAAAACUUGGUGCAAGACGAUGAGCAGUAUGUCGGCGAUUCAACAGAAAAUAUUGAAAAAAGUGGCAGUGAAGAAGAAGAAGAAGACAAAGAAGCAAUAGAAGAAGAGGAAGACGAAGAAGAAGAAUUGAAUUAUCGUUACAUUCCAGAACCUGCUCAAGAUAUAGUUGAUAAUGGGAAGAAGUAUAUUCAGGUGCAUUGUAGUUUUAAACAAGAUGAAAGUUUAAUUCGACAUCCCUCUAAUUGUUCUCGAUAUUUUGUGUGCUCAUAUGGAGUUGUUGAAGAAAUGCCUGUAUGUGAUGAUGGAGAGGUAUUUUCUAUACAAGUUAGUGAAUGUGUUAAGAAAGGUUCUGAAAAUGAUGACUGUGAUAAACUACCAUUUGAUUCUCCACCAGAAAUAACCAGGGGAACGCAACCAUCUUUAAUUUGGCAUCCUCGACACAAAUCUCCUCGAAGCCAAUUUAGACAACCAACUACUUUACAAAUGAAAGUUCCCCACAUAGAAUUGGAAUCAUUUACAUGCAGCGCGACAGGGAAAGUAUUAAGCCACCAUUCUGAGAACUGUGCCUGGUAUUACAACUGCAGCGCCCACCCUGAUGCCGUCAUGCAGACAUUUUACAGUGGAUUUAUAAUGGAAUGUCCUUACCCACAACUGUUCUCCACAGAAACUAAACAGUGUGAAGAUUUUGAAGAUGUUAAAUGUGGUGAUCGAUACGAACCAAAAUCACCGUGUGAUUACAGAGCCAAUCAUUGUCACGAAACAUCUCACUGUAUACCUUGCUGGGUACGAUACGCUUCUUGUCUAGAAUUACCAGAUGGGCUCAACCCUUGGUCAGAACUGGAAUGGAAACCUUUCUUUGUAGAAUGUUAUAAAGAACGAACAGUGUUCCAAGGCGUGUGUGAUAAAAGUGCUGUUUUUUCGCCUUUGACCAGGGCUUGUGAAACCCCAUAUAGUAUUCCUAGACAACAUGGCGGAUGGCGGCCAGUGUGUGAUGGUAGAAGAGACGGGAUAUACGCUGAUGAAUACGGAAGAUGUGACAUAUAUUAUGUAUGUAAGGGCUAUAUUUUCACCGGGUUCUUUCGAUGUGAAAAGGGAGAAAUGUUUAAUCCUGUAAUUUCAAUAUGCCAGAAACCGGAAGCAGUACCGUAUCCCUGUGGAGAUUUGGAAAUGCCUAAUAUUUGUGAAUCCUCACUUAAUGGCUACCACUUAGACAUGUUUGGCAGAUGUACCCAUUAUUUUGAAUGUAAAGAUCAACAACUAGAAGGAAUUUCAAUGUGUCCUAGUGGUAUAUUUAACCCAGAAUUACAAAUCUGUGAAUCCAGCCGUGAUCAGCCCAAACCUUGUGGUAAUCUAACCAAUUUAUGUACUCAUAAAAACGAUGGAUUCCAUUCCGACGAGAAUGACUGUACGAAGGUGUUCCAGUGUGAACGAGGUCUGACUAUGACAUCCUAUGACUGUAGUGGUAGUGUUCGUACAGAAUGUGAUGUUUGUAAUACGCCAACUGAGUGUAAUGAUAAACCAAAUGGAUUAUAUCCCAAUCUGAAGGAAGGGGUGGGGUAUUAUUACGACUGUGUUAGAAGUCAAAUCCAAAAUCAUUAUAAAUGUGACAAAGAAAAGGGCGGUCCAAUAUUUAAUCCAGUAAAACAGAGAUGUUUUUAUCCCGAAGAUUUGUGUAAAGAAGUUUUCAGUCUCAAAAUAGCAUGGUAA
Molecule: messenger RNA, 1809 nt
Organism: Lottia gigantea (owl limpet)
Lineage: Eukaryota; Metazoa; Mollusca; Gastropoda; Lottiidae
Exons: 3
Coding region: 1-1809 (602 amino acids)
Cellular component (GO): extracellular region
Molecular function (GO): chitin binding
Source: RefSeq, a predicted model, not a curated record